Messenger RNA from Coffea eugenioides, 1539 nucleotides. Its product is annotated as grpE protein homolog 2, mitochondrial-like. Bases 138 to 1199 code for a protein of 353 amino acids. Gene Ontology annotation, molecular function: protein-folding chaperone binding; adenyl-nucleotide exchange factor activity; protein homodimerization activity. The record is from RefSeq and is a predicted model, not a curated record. Lineage: Eukaryota; Viridiplantae; Streptophyta; Magnoliopsida; Gentianales; Rubiaceae. Gene Ontology annotation, cellular component: PAM complex, Tim23 associated import motor. Gene Ontology annotation, biological process: protein folding; protein import into mitochondrial matrix. The transcript is spliced from 5 exons.
AAGCACGCCUCUUCUCCUUGCUUUUCUAUCCCUGUUUUCUCAAGGCCUUCUCCAUCAUCUUCCUCCUUACAGCUUUAGCCUUUUAUAAUCUUAACUAUUUCAUCCCGAAUUUUGCCCGAGAAUCCCAACUUUCAGUCAUGUUGGUGAGUAGAAUUGCAGCUCGUUCAUCUCGAACCAUGGUGACUCAGUGCCGCAACUCGUUGCUUCCCUUGGCUCGCCAAGAGCAACCAUUUAUCCCCAUUCUCUCCAGUCAAUACCACUCCCUUGUCGAACCCCGAAAUAAGGUGGUUUCAGGACAAGUGGCUUUAUUACAUCGCUCCUUUCUGAAUGGAUCUCCAUUUCAACUGUUUGGUUUUUCAUCAUCUGCUUCCCCGCAACAUAAUGAGAAGGAUACAGCACAACCCGGAGCAGAAAAUGGAAGUGAUGCUGCUGCUGCAGGAACAAGUACAGAAACAGAAGUUCAUGAUAAAACUGAAGCAUCAGCUUCUACGGAUUCUCAAGUUAAGGACGAAAAAGAUGUAUCAGGUUCUAAUGUGGAGCCUAACUCUAUCACAUCACAAUCUGUCAAAAGAAGGAGAAGAAAAACUAAAUGGUUUUCAUUUUCUAAUUCAGAUUCAGAUUCAGAGGGUGAUCUCUCGCGGGAUGACCUCGUGAAACUUGUGGCGGAGAAGGAAGAACAAUUGAAGAUCAAGCACGAAGAGUUGCAGAAAUUGCAAGAUAAAGCUCUUCGUACUUAUGCUGACAUGCAAAAUUCCAUGGAUAGGACAAAACGUGAUGCAGAAAACCUGAAAAAAUUUGCCGUUCAGGAUUUUGCCAAGAACUUAUUGGACGUUGCGGAUAAUCUUAGUAGGGCUUCUUUGGCUGUGAAAGACAAUUUCUUGAAGAUUGAUGCAUCCAAAGAUGCUGUUGGAGCUGUGCCACUUCUAAAAACACUUCUGCAAGGUGUUGAAAUGACUGAAAAACAGCUGGCUGAGGUAUUCAAAAAAUAUGGAUUGCAAAAAUAUGAUCCGGUAGAUGAAGAAUUUGAUCCACAUAGGCAUAAUGCCGUUUUUCAAGUACCAGAUCCUUCCAAGCCUCCCAACACUGUUGCAGUUGUUUUGAAGGCCGGAUACAAGUUACAUGACCGGGUCAUUCGGCCAGCAGAAGUUGGUGUGACACGGGCUGUGGAAAACGAUGCAGAACAAAGCUCCGAAACCUGAUCAAAAUGUAUAGCUUACUGCAUGCAUAGUCCUUGAGCUUGUCUGAAGAAGAUCAAUGCCAUGGGGUUCCAGUCCUAUAAGCUCAAUCUAAUCUUUUCCAUUUUAGGGGAUAGAUCGUAAUUUCUUUCCUGUUUUCAGCUUUCAUUUAUUGUGACGUUGCAGAGAUGGCGCCACUAGGAGCAGCAGUGUCUAAAUCUUAAGCUCUGUGACGGGAUUUUUUUUUUUUCGGAAGUUUUGUAACAGGAAUUUUGAUUAGAGGGAUAAACAUUUUUGCUCCUAGUUGCUUUUUCCCGUCAACUCGAUGGAUCGUUGAUGGCGGAGCUAUUUAUCGGCGAGCAAA